AUGGACGAGAUACUGAAAAAACAGGGGUUCCCGGACAUGGGAGAGAUCACCAUGGAACAGGUGUGGGACGUGUUCAACCAGCUCAACCCGAUGGAAAAACGAUCGCUUUCAUCGGCUCUGGAGGUGCUGGUGGAGCACUCCAACGGCAAGAUUGAAGAAAUGGAUGAGACGAUACAGUCAGGCGAUGAGGAGGGCGAGUUGACGCAGCAGGAGAUGGAGGAACUCACCAACUCGAUCAAGGCGAGCGGAAAUGACGUUCCGGAUCUUAUGGGUCCAGAUCGCAACUCCAGCAUGCAUUCUGCCUCGGAUGGAGAGGCUAUUCUUGGCAAGACGAUAAUUAUCCACGAAGACCAGCUGGAGAAGACCUUUUCAAUGGUCAAGCUCGACAACGACGAGGCGCCGUUUCCCGCAGAUCCCAACAAGCUACACAUUCCCUUCACAUCCGAGCAGUUGAGUGAGACGUCCAACCUCAUGAAGUGGGUAGGAGCUACAGAUAUGCGUACUUUUAUCUGGGAGUACGAGGCGAUCAUCCGAGCGAUAUUUGCUGCAUGGAACGGAGAUCAUGAUGUGGAGAACCUGGAGUUUUAUCUUGUUUAUUACCUCCCAUUCUUUGUGUCUCUAGGAGUCAUCUACAGUCUGGAAGCCGAGUUUGGAUACAGAACGUUUGAGGUGGAAGGCCUAGACAAGCUGGAGAUUGAGGAUGACGCCAAGGAAAUGCACCAACGGGUGUUGGCAGGCUCGUGGCGCGAAAUCAGACGGUUUGUGGUCAGCGAGUUUGCUGCCAUCAAGGACGACGAGGAGUUCGUUUCUCACACAAUGUCGUUGCUUGAAAACGUGGCAGUUUCGAAACGGGGUGGACUCAAGCGGUAUCUUUCGUACGUGGCUCGUCUUGUCAGCAGAGCCCAAUCUGAGCGAGAAAUCAACAAGUGUCUUUACGGGGAAGCUGGCACUGGAGGAUUCAUUGAUAUCCAGGACGUGUACAAUGUGGUUGUGAUGCGACUGCCGUUCAAGUGGCGCUUGGAGGCUGAGAAUCUCGGCAACAAGGCUACUUCGGCCGUGGAGUUUGCUACUAUUUUGGAACACACGUUCAGCAAGGAUCAAGACUUCAAUGCCCGCAAUGAAGAGCUCAUGGGAGGGUCUCUGUUUGAAAAGAACAGAAAGAAGACGAAAACGAACAAGAAGGAAAAGGAAAAGGAAAAGGAAAAGGAAAAGGAAAAGGAAAAGGAAAAGGAAAAGGAAAAGGAAAAGGAGACUGACGGUGUCAAAAAGACGAGUGUCAAGGGACCCCUGAACGCAGAAACACUGGCACAAAAUAACUCAAAGGAGGUACUCGAAGAAAAACUGAGAGUGCUCAUUACAGCGUUAACCAAGGAGUUUGGACCUUCUUCAAAGGAGUGGGCUUGCGUUCAAGAUAUGAAGCUACAUGUUCCCGAUAAGGCUCCUUCUGCCCCUCCUCCCAAGAAACAUGAUCCUCUCGAGAGUCUCAGAGGCAAUAAUUAUUUCUAG
Molecule: messenger RNA, 1506 nt
Organism: Yarrowia lipolytica CLIB122
Lineage: Eukaryota; Fungi; Ascomycota; Dipodascomycetes; Dipodascales
Source: RefSeq, a predicted model, not a curated record